AUGGCCUCUCAAGCAGAUUCAAGUGAGAACUCAAGUGGGAGUAUCACGACAAGCACCUCCUCAUUAUCUCAUAUGGAACCAGGGGGUAUAUACCUGCAGAGGUUGCCCUCAGGGAAACCCGCGUUUAUCCGUCGAUCAAAAAGAAUCAAGACUCCUGGUGCGCUGUUAGCAGAUGCUCUACUUAACCCACAUUCUCCUCCACUGAAUUACCUCCCAUAUCUCGUACCGGACCACAAUAGAUUUGGGGCUGCGAGAUCCCCAGACCCUCAGCAGGUGCCAGUCAUCCCGUACGAGCAGCUCCAACAACAGCCGUAUCCGCAACACUUUCCGCAAAAGCUUCCACAACCGCUUCCUGUCACACAGACUCCUUUCCCGAAUGAGAUGGCCCAAGUGGCACCCUUUCUUCCUUACGCUUAUCAGGCUGUGGAGGGGCUUACGAAAUCCGACACAAAUGAAACAGUGUAUUUAAUUCUUCCGGCAUAUCCAUAUUUGCCUUACACAAAUCUUCCGAAUCCAACAACUCCAGCUCAGCCUACCCGCUCCACAAGCGUUUGCAGGAGGUGCAGGAAGUGCGAUAGCUUUUAUGCGACCAGCGAAGACAGCAGUUGUGAUAGCAGUAGCAAAAGUGAUAUCCCGAUAAGAAAAAAGAAGAGUCCCAAACACAAAAACACCCGCAAGGGGAGAAGAAGUCUUGCUACAAAGAAGAGUACGAAAGGUAAAUGCUAUACUAGCGAUAACGAGAGUGACAGAGCUCCCUUAUACACAGUUCAGCCUGCAGGAUCUGGAGUUUAUGAUCCGAACCGGUGUACCGUGAAUCUUUCAAAUCAUCAAACCAGUGGAGUUGUGCGUAGGCAUCAACCACCUGCUACCCAGGGGAACAUGUAUGUAGCUGGGAAUGCCAACAUACCAGGUUACACUAUACUGCAUCCUCCUCAAAGUUGCCAGCAUCAGAGGUCUUCCGAUGCUCAGAUACCGCAGACCGUAUAUGCUAAUAUGAAUGGCCAGUUUACAUCUGUCCAGCCUUAUCCGACAGGUGGUCCUAUAUAUCAUUCUUGUGGCAACAUAUCCCAGCCCGAUCAGUAUGUCCACUCCCAUUGUUUUGGUAAUUGUACGGCGAUACCCAUCCUCCAGGGUACCAAUGCCACUACUCGGGAAAGCUCUCCACGAACUUAUUGCUAUGACAAUCGAAGGGCUUACGAAUCCAGCGUCGGUGUCGGGGUAGAGCCACAAGGCCAUAGUAAGGGUUCUAAUGCAAAUGACGAAUGUCAGAGACGGGCUGAUGCUCCUCCCACCCAGCCGGGCUGUUCUCAGCAUCCUCCCUGCAAUACUCAAUAUGUGCACGAAAAUCGGACGUACUCAACGGGGGAGCGUGAGCGGAUCCCUGGGAGGGAAUCUAAAUAUGCUUCAUAUUUUUAUGCCCGCGAUUCUCAAUGUGAUAAUCCAAACGGCAGUCCGGAAUGUUUCACGCGUCAUGAACGCAGUUCGUCCCGAAGACGCAGUUAUUCAAGGCAUAGACCGGUCCGGGACUUCAAUUCUCAACAUGAUGAGUACGAGGUCCCGCAAAUGGUGGAAAUUAGGGGUAGAAGAUCAAGUCGGCGAUACGACGAUUUGGACGGACCGCCACGGGCAAAGCAUACACGAUUUGUGGAUUAA
This is a messenger RNA of Paracoccidioides brasiliensis Pb18, 1653 nucleotides long. RefSeq lists its product as uncharacterized. The record is from RefSeq and is a predicted model, not a curated record. The coding region runs from base 1 to 1653 and encodes 550 amino acids. The transcript has 4 exons.